AUGCAGAAGGAGAAGGCCGUGUACGUCGACGGCGCGCCCUGGAUGGAGAACCUGCCCGAGGGGAAGGACUCGAAGAAAGACUUCGAGAUCGACGAUGUGGUGCAGGCGCCGGAGCCCGAGGACGACCCCGAGGCCGCGCGCCUGAAGACGAUCUCGGACCCGGACCAGUGGGCGCUCGCCACCACGCCGGCCGAGAGGCUCCAGUUCACCGUCACCGCGAGCAAGGGCGGCACACUGCCGCGGCCCGCCGCCGACACGGCCGGCCCGCCCAGCGGGAGCCACCCGCGCACCGACGCCCUCGAGGACGGCACAGGCCAGUUGGCGCUGACGCAGGGCAGCGUGCCGACCAGCGCCUCCAGGCUCGGCAGGUUCGCCGGCCUGAGCCCCAAGCGUGGCGCCGGCCUGGGCCAGGAGAGGCCGGCGGGCCGCCCUGGCGCGGCGCCUGGCAGACUGGUGGCCUGCAGAAGGACUGCGUCGACAUGA
This is a messenger RNA of Prorocentrum cordatum, 483 nucleotides long. NCBI's taxonomy places the organism in Eukaryota, Dinophyceae, Prorocentrales, Prorocentraceae. The record is from the annotation of a GenBank genome assembly.